Messenger RNA from Desarmillaria tabescens, 1945 nucleotides. RefSeq names its product amino acid permease/ SLC12A domain-containing protein. The record is from RefSeq and is a predicted model, not a curated record. Gene Ontology annotation, cellular component: membrane. Bases 241 to 1881 code for a protein of 546 amino acids. Gene Ontology annotation, biological process: amino acid transmembrane transport. Gene Ontology annotation, molecular function: amino acid transmembrane transporter activity. The transcript has 9 exons. Lineage: Eukaryota; Fungi; Basidiomycota; Agaricomycetes; Agaricales; Physalacriaceae.
AUUCUUUGUGCAUUGGGUUCAAGCCAUAUUCCCUCGCUAUGAGAGCCUAUCUACGGUGCUAUUAAGCAGGUUCCUAGAUGUGUUCCAUUCCGAAGAAGAUAACUGUAUCUCCGAGUCGAUCUCCAGCUAUGGUUGGUAGCAUCAAAUUGCUAAUAGCUCCACAUGCAAUUGGUGGCACUUAUCAACGGGCUUUAAGAAGCUUAUCAUCUUCAUUCCCGACUGUUCGUGCGCCCCACAACUAUGUCGACACACUCACAACAACAUGGCGAGAAGUUCUUUGACGAGAAGGACGUCGAAGUCGUCUCCAUCAAUGUCGUUGACUCCGGUGCCGAUAUCAUCGAUUUUGAGGAGAAGAAGGAUCUCAAACGGGGUUUGGGGCAGAGACAUAUCCAGAUGAUUGCCUUAGCCGGGACGAUAGGAACAGGUCUCUUCCUCGGUUCAGGGCGAGCUAUUACCAAUGGUGGUCCUGUAGGUGCACUUAUGGGUUACACCUUCGUUGGCAUCCUCGUCUCGUGUGUCGUAAUAUCGCAGGUCGAACUCGCCGCACUGGUCCCUCUCUCCGGUUCCAUCGUCCGCCACGCUGAGUAUUUCUUCGACCCAGCUUUGUCCUUUGCGCAAGGCUGGAACAGCGUCUAUUCGAAUUGUGUCAGCCUUCCAGCGGAAAUCACCGCUGGUGCGGUCCUUAUACAAUAUUGGACGACCAUCAGCAAUGGACUAUGGAUCACGAUUUUGGGUUUGCUGCUCGUCGUGUCCAAUCUCAUGUUCGUGAGGGUGUAUGGAGAGCUCGAGUUUGGUUUUGCCAUGCUCAAGAUUAUGCUUAUCGUGGGCUUGAUCAUUAUGGGCUUAGUCAUUGAUCUCGGUGGAGGCCCUGGCCAUCAUAGAUACGCGUUCCAAUACUGGAGAAAUCCUGGUCCUUUCGUUCAAUACCUUGGCAUUGACGGCUCCCUCGGAGGCUUCCUUGGCUUCUGGACGACCUUCUCCAACGCUGCGUACGCCUAUGGUGGAGUCGAAGGUGUCGCCAACACCGCCGCAGAGACCCAGAACCCACGUCGGAAUAUCCCUCUCGCAGCCAAACGCAUCUUUUGGCGGGUCCUCAUUUUCUAUGUCAUUGCUAUCUUUGUCGUUACACUCAUCGUACCCUCGAAUGACGCCAACCUCCUCCGCAGCUCCGGAAAUGCCUCCCAAUCUCCGUUCGUCAUCGCUGCAACGAAUGCGGGGAUUGCAGUAGUACCACAUAUUAUCAAUGCUGUCGUCCUUACCUCGGCGUGGUCUGCUGGCAAUUCGGGAUUGCUCAAUGGCUCGAGGAAUCUCUAUGGUAUGGCGCGCGAGAACCAUACUCCCAAGAUUUUCCUCAGAGUCAAUCGAUUUGGUGUUCCUUAUGUUGCGGUUCUGUUCUUAUCGGCAUUCUUGUGCUUGGCGUAUAUGACACUUUCGGACAAUGCUUCGACUGUAUUUUCUUGGUUCCAGGAUCUGUGUUCAUCUGCUAUCUUGGUACACUGGACGAUCAUCUGCGCAGUCUAUCUGAGAUUCUAUUAUGGCAUGAAGAAACAGCAUAUUUCGCGCACCGAGUUGCCCUGGAAAGCCCCGUUCCAGCCGUAUGCUGCCUGGAUAGGCCUUAUUUCCUUCCUCAUCAUCCUUCUCACGGGGGGCUACGCGGUCUUCAUCCAUGGCCACUGGGAUACGGAGACGUUCUUCUCUGCAUACUUCAAUAUCCCUCUCAUCUUCACCCUCUUCUUUGGCUACAAGUUCCUGGCGAAGACUAAGAUGGUGCGAUUGGAUGAGAUGCCGAUUCAGAAGUAUAUCGAUAUCGCGAAGGAGAACCCUGAGCCUCCGGCGAAGCCUGUUAAGGGAUGGAAGCGGGUUAAUAUCCUGUGGAGUUGAUCGAGUUUUCGAUGGGAUAUUCUAUGGAUUUAUUCUUAUAAACUACCAGAUAUGUGAACGUGAU